Messenger RNA from Ruditapes philippinarum (Manila clam), 1150 nucleotides. Its product is annotated as globin-1-like. Gene Ontology annotation, molecular function: oxygen binding; heme binding. The transcript is spliced from 2 exons. NCBI's taxonomy places the organism in Eukaryota, Metazoa, Mollusca, Bivalvia, Venerida, Veneridae. The record is from RefSeq and is a predicted model, not a curated record. The coding region runs from base 111 to 344 and encodes 77 amino acids.
AAUGAAAUAGUUUGCUUUGUUUUAUUAACAGGCUUUUCGCAAACAAUCCAAAAAUCAAGGAAGCGUUUACCAAUUGUGAUAUAAAAUUGCAGUCCGGUUUGUUUGGUAAAAUGGUCCAGUCUUGGAUGGAGAACCUCGAUAAUGCUGGAACGUUGGAUCAAAAUGUCAGCGGAAUGUGUGCCAGCCAUAAGAAAAGAGGUACCACAGACAUGGGACUUUUCAAGGAUGCACUGACUGAACUUGCCGGUUUCGUCAGCGACACUGUAGGAAUGAAUGGUGACCAGCAAACGUCAUGGCAGAAGAUUAACGAGGUGAUCUUGGAUAUUAUGAAAACCAAAUUCUAAAUCUUUUUGACAUUUCCUACUCUUUUGCAUAAUUGAUUGUUUGAAUUAUACAUGACACUGACUCUAUCAGCUAAAUGAACUUAGACACAUUUGGCGGUUGUUUUGACAUCGGUCUUGCAGUGGUUCAACGAGAGCUUCAUCAUCAUUGUCAUUUCAAAGUCGCAAAGCUAGAAAUAUACCCCUUAUAUGUAUCUUCUAAAUCAAGUAAUCAUAUUUUAUCAUAUUUUAGCAAUACGAUGUGCAUAUUUUGGAACUUAAAAGCGAUUUUUAAUAUUUCGACCCAUUACAAUAUAAAAACAAUGUAUUUAAAAUUGAUAUGUCACAUUAUGUUUGUAUUUAAUAUACAUACUAGUGUAAAGAUUUUAUAUUAUUUUCUAUCCGGUAGAUUACACGUACUAAAUAAAUUAAUUAAGAAACUAUUCAUUCACAUAAUAAAGUACAUUUGCAGAUGAAUCUCGAGAGGGCAUUUUCUUAGUACAAAAGCAAAUUUUAUUUAAAUUUGUCCGCUUGGCGAAUUACUUGAAAAUUCUAAAAAGCAACAAAACAAAUACAACAUUGACGCAUGCGAAAAAUUUGUGAACGUUUUGAAUUUGCAUUUAUUUCUAAGAAUUUGACAUAGAAAAUACAACAAUUAUAUAUGACGAAAGAUUGUGCCAAUUACAAAAUGCUGUAUUAUCUAGCCUUAAAAUAUAUUCUUUUUUGUUAUUUCUAAUCACUUGUCAUUUGUUUCUCCUUUAUUCAUUUCUAAUCCAGUUCUCAAGGACUGCUUAUUUAUGUUUGCAGAAUAUGAGUUUGUAUGCGUUUCA